AUGAUCAGGGAUGCAGUGUGUGGCCUUGCCUGGCUACACCGAGCGGGUAUCUCGUUGAACGUGUUCGGUAGUGACCUGACUUUUACGUGGAUGUAUGCUUGCAAGGGCCGCCCUUCACGUCGCUUCACUGGGGCGCCAGUAGAGAGCCAACAAGUUUUAGAGGCACUACCAAUCGAGCCUAGCGAGCCCUUCCCAUUUGGUCCCGGAUGGGUGAUGCUGACGCCAGGCUGGGACAUCUACCACGGAAAAGCUGGCUUGCCAUGGUGCACUCCCACAGCAGCGGCAGAUCCGCGUGUGCCCGGUCCUAGGCUGUGGUUCGCCAACAUGCCAUACGCCAGUCUUACCGACAAAGUCAAAGACGCUCAUCCAGGAGGCCGAAAAGUCAUGCCGUACGAGGGGAAAUAUCCGGGCCUGGUCGUGAUACCGAAAGCAUGCUCCACGCCUGAAGACCGAGCCUACCUGUAUGCGCAUCCAGGUGCGAAUCUAUUUGAGCUCCCUGAGUCCCUUCGAUCAACGCUUGAAGAGCCAAUGCCUUUUGACAGGUUUGGUAGGGAUGUCUAUAUUAUGGGAGACCUGGUCGGCCGACUAUUGUUGAAUUGCGGGCCACGGGUGCGCAGUCUAGAGGACAUCAAAAAGGGUCUGCUCGAUUCUCAGCAUUCCGAGCGGUUCGAAAGAGUACUACGCACACCCGUCAAUGAACUGCCUCAGCUGCCCCAGCCUGGGCCAGAUGCUACCGGAUGUUGGGGGCUGAAAAGGGAGAUCAGUAGAGGAGUAAUCGCCGAUGACGAUGACGAUUUCGCUGCUUUCCCGAGAAGGCUAGCGGAUAUGGCGCUCUCGAUGCUAGAGGAGGAUCCCAAAAACCGAAUAUCGAUUCAAGAUGCCGCAAAGAUAGUAAUGGAAGCGCAUGACGACCUGAUUCCAAAGAUCGUCUCGAUAUAUGAAGACUGGAUCAAGCUGCAGACUGUCGAAGCCAAAGAGGCCCAGAAGGCCGCGCCAAUGCCGAGCACGGCUGAAGAGCAGGCGGCGUAUGCUAAGACCAUCCGAGAGGAAGAGCCUCCAUACAGACUGUGGCUGGAGCAUUUUCGUGGGCAGUAUCUUGACGUGAUUGACUCUUCUGUUGCAGCGGCGGUCGAUGAGUAUGUACGCUACAUCUCUAACAAUGACGAAUACGACAGCGACGAGGGAGAACAAGUAUCGGUGUAG
Molecule: messenger RNA, 1203 nt
Organism: Ceraceosorus guamensis
Lineage: Eukaryota; Fungi; Basidiomycota; Exobasidiomycetes; Ceraceosorales; Ceraceosoraceae
Exons: 5
Coding region: 1-1203 (400 amino acids)
Source: RefSeq, a predicted model, not a curated record